AUGUUUAAUUACUUUUUUGUGAAACAGUAUAGUGUUAUUUACGUUAUCGAUAGCCAUAUCAGAUUUAGCUCCGUAAGAACUGUCAUAUUUCAUUCAUUCAUCCUUGUGGUUUCGUUGAAUUUCUCGGUUUACUUACAGAUUUAUUUACAUUUAUUGAAAUUAGAAAACGAAAUCGUUAUAUACCCAUCCAUUUCCAAUACGUUUCGAUUGACAAAUAAUGCUCAAUGUAACUACAAAUAGAGCUUAAAUUUGUGGCAAGGCGGCCUUCAACACGCAUAAAUUCACAGACAUUAUUCCAAAUGUAUUGUUUUGAUAGAUAAUGGAUCCGAGAAUGUGCAGAAAAAUCAGUAGUAGUGAAAGUCUUCCAGAUGCUGAAAAUGUGGAAUACGAAGUGGCGAGCAUCAUCGCGCCGCAAGAGAGCGAAGAGAACCUCCUGGAGGGCAGCCCCGAGCUGCGCUCCGUCACCUGGCUGGACGACGACCAGAUCGAGGACCUAGAUCUUAAUUUAGACCAAACUAACCUAUUUUUCCAUAGAGUCGAUAGUGCAGAUAUAAUUUAUAGAAGCAAGAAGAAAAAAUGCAAAAUGGUCGGGAAAUACGUUAUGGGGGACAUAUUAGGGGAGGGUUCGUACGGGAAAGUAAAGGAGAUGUUGGACUCUGAGUCGCUAUGCCGGCGCGCGGUGAAGAUCCUGAAGAAGCGCAAGCUCCGCAGGAUACCCAAUGGAGAGCAGAAUGUGCAGCGAGAGAUACAGCUGCUCCGGAUACUUAGACAUAAGAAUGUGAUAGAACUAGUCGAUGUUUUAUUUAAUGAUGAAAAACAGAAAAUGUACCUUGUCAUGGAGUUCUGUGUGGGUGUGUUACAGGACAUGUUAGAGUCAAGUCCGGGCAAGAAGUUCCCGCAGCAGCAGGCCCAUGACUACUUCACGCAGCUACUAGACGGACUGGAGUACUUGCACGGGCAAGGAGUCGUGCAUAAGGACAUCAAGCCAGGCAACCUGCUGCUGACUCUUGAUUCCACACUGAAGAUUACUGAUUUUGGUGUUGCUGAGGCACUAGACAUGUUCUCGCCGGAGGACACGUGCUACACAGGACAGGGCUCGCCCGCCUUCCAGCCGCCGGAGAUCGCCAACGGCGCUGAGCAGUUCUCGGGCUUCAAAGUCGAUAUUUGGAGCAGCGGCGUCACACUGUACAACAUGACGACGGGCCGCUACCCGUUCGAGGGCGACAACGUUUACCGGCUCCUGGAGGCGAUCGGUCGCGGCGAGCCGGCGCCGCCGCCCGCGAAUCUAGGGUCUACGUUGCGGUCCCUACUUAUCGCUAUGCUGCAGCGCGAGCCACAGCGGAGGCCCAGCGUUCAUGAGAUCAGGAGACACGCAUGGGUGCAAGCGACGCCACCGCUGGAGGCCGGCGAGCGAGCAGUGAGCCCGCGAUCACGGCGCUCCGACGACCUGCACACUUCCACCGUGCUGCCCUACCUCGUGGAGCGGCACUACGGCUCGCAGGACUACUUCACCGGCGACCUGCGCCACGAGCUGGGCGACGGGGGCUCCCGCACCCUGUCCACGGCCGAGUUGUCCGAGCAGUCGUCGCGCAAGCACCGCUGGCACUCCGCCUGCGGCCGCCUGCCCUCCUGCCGCCUCACGUGA
Messenger RNA from Cydia pomonella (codling moth), 1645 nucleotides. It is a transcript of the gene Lkb1, whose product is annotated as serine/threonine-protein kinase STK11-like. Gene Ontology annotation, molecular function: protein serine/threonine kinase activity; protein kinase activator activity; ATP binding. The transcript is spliced from 6 exons. Bases 320 to 1645 code for a protein of 441 amino acids. The record is from RefSeq and is a predicted model, not a curated record. NCBI's taxonomy places the organism in Eukaryota, Metazoa, Arthropoda, Insecta, Lepidoptera, Tortricidae. Gene Ontology annotation, biological process: glucose homeostasis; intracellular signal transduction; establishment of cell polarity. Gene Ontology annotation, cellular component: cytoplasm.